Messenger RNA from Caretta caretta (loggerhead turtle), 6860 nucleotides. It is a transcript of the gene MAPK8, whose product is annotated as mitogen-activated protein kinase 8. Gene Ontology annotation, biological process: protein phosphorylation. Gene Ontology annotation, molecular function: ATP binding; MAP kinase activity. Lineage: Eukaryota; Metazoa; Chordata; Testudines; Cheloniidae. The record is from RefSeq and is a predicted model, not a curated record.
GGUUCUUGUUGUCAGCCUUUGAUUCAGGGACCUUCAUCAUCUGUUCAGCACCUUACACCCCUCUUGAAUUUUAUACAUUAAUCAGUAGCAGGGGGAUGGCUCUCCACAGCUGUUCUGGGUUGUUGUUGCACAGGGGCUGGGUGACAUACUGGGGAUCAGGAGAGCUAUACAAAACAUGGGGAUAUGUUUGCAGGGGGGAGAGAGAGGAGGAAUAUCUCUUUGUUGGUUUGGCAGUACAAGCAUUAGGCACAAUGCACAACAGAGGGACUUUUCUCCUUGGGAACAAGGUAACCCAAGCUCAAGCUGUGGAAGGAUCUUCUCUCAACUUACAUACCUGCCUGAAAUGUUGAGAGUUAAUUUUGGAUGAAGCGCUCUAACUAAAUUGUCGUCAUGAGCAGAAGCAAACGUGACAGCAAUUUCUACAGCGUAGAGAUUGGAGAUUCUACUUUCACUGUACUAAAACGAUAUCAGAAUUUAAAACCUAUAGGAUCAGGGGCACAAGGAAUAGUAUGUGCAGCCUAUGAUGCCAUCCUGGAACGAAAUGUUGCAAUCAAGAAGCUAAGUCGGCCAUUUCAGAAUCAAACCCAUGCUAAACGAGCCUACAGAGAGCUUGUUCUCAUGAAGUGUGUAAAUCACAAAAAUAUAAUUGGCCUGCUGAAUGUGUUCACACCACAGAAAUCUCUGGAAGAAUUUCAAGAUGUUUACAUAGUGAUGGAGCUCAUGGAUGCAAAUCUCUGCCAAGUGAUUCAGAUGGAGCUAGACCAUGAACGAAUGUCGUACCUUCUUUAUCAGAUGCUGUGUGGUAUCAAGCAUCUUCACUCAGCUGGGAUUAUCCAUAGGGAUUUAAAGCCCAGUAAUAUAGUAGUAAAAUCAGACUGCACUUUGAAGAUUCUUGACUUUGGACUGGCCAGAACUGCAGGAACUAGUUUUAUGAUGACGCCUUAUGUAGUGACUCGUUACUACAGAGCACCAGAGGUCAUCCUAGGGAUGGGAUACAAAGAAAACGUGGAUUUAUGGUCUGUGGGGUGCAUUAUGGGCGAAAUGGUUUGCCACAAAAUCCUCUUUCCAGGAAGGGACUAUAUUGAUCAGUGGAAUAAAGUUAUUGAGCAGCUAGGAACACCAUGCCCUGAAUUCAUGAAGAAAUUGCAGCCAACAGUGCGGACUUAUGUGGAGAACAGACCUAAAUAUGCUGGAUAUAGUUUUGAGAAACUCUUCCCAGAUGUACUUUUCCCAGCUGAUUCUGAGCACAACAAACUUAAAGCCAGUCAAGCAAGGGAUUUGUUAUCAAAAAUGCUGGUUAUAGAUGCUUCUAAAAGAAUCUCUGUGGAUGAGGCUCUGCAGCACCCAUACAUCAAUGUCUGGUAUGAUCCAUCUGAAGCAGAAGCACCUCCACCAAAGAUACCAGACAAGCAGUUAGAUGAAAGAGAGCACACAAUAGAAGAAUGGAAAGAGUUGAUAUACAAGGAGGUCAUGGACCUGGAGGAAAGGACCAAGAACGGGGUUAUACGUGGACAACCAGCCCCUUUAGGUGCAGCAAUGAUCAAUGGUUCACAACAUCCGUCGUCUUCUUCAUCUGUCAAUGAUGUGUCUUCAAUGUCAACAGAUCCAACAUUGGCCUCUGAUACUGACAGCAGUCUGGAAACAUCCGCUGGACCUCUGGGUUGCUGUAGAUGACUACUUGGUCUUUUAGGGGGGAGGGGAGGGGAGUCCUUUAGUAAUUGAUAGGGCACCUUUAAGAAAAUCAGUGGUAUUAUUUUUGAGUGUUUUUUCAAAAAUAAUUGUAGGAUUCAUUUUAAAGUGCUGUAAUUUUAAACUGUAAGUUGUGUUAAAAGCAGCCACAAAAAUGUAUUUUUUUUUUUUGCUGUAAUUAACUCUGUAAAAUAUUAAACCUGAUAAUUUUAUCAUGGUUUUAAGAAAUCUGCAUAUUUGCUUUACUAUUAUGCUGCUGAACUUUUUUUUACUGAAUUUGUAAGAUUUGUUUGAUCAAAGCACACAUUAAUGUUGUCUCUGCCGUAUCAUGUAUUAUUUAAGAUUUUAUAGGUUUUUCAAUUUUUUUAUUAGAAUUUUUUCCAAAUAUUUUGUUCAUGAUUAUCCUUCAAAGUUAUAUGCUUGGUCACUUGUCUUACCCAUGUGGAAGAGAAAUAAUACGUUGUAGCCUGUCAUAGCUUUGGGUAUAGCUACUGUAGUGGUAGCAGUAAACACAGAAUCCUUUAAUUCUGUCUACUUGCCUAUAACAAUUGAAUAAAAGCAGCAGUUAGUGAGUUUCAUUAGGGAAACCGUUUAUGACCCAUGGCAAAGUCACCUCAUCUGAGAGGCAACAUAAACAUAAAGCAAAGCAUAUCUUUAUAGCUGCAGAAGUAUCCAGCCUGCCAAAAGGGUAUGGUGGCAGAACUGUGGCAUGCUGAAGCUUAUGAUCUCAUAAAACAAAAAGAGGAUACUUCAUGAAUAAUACGUUGCAAUGCAAAUAAACUGUUUACUUCUUCUAGCUGUUAGCCUGUUUUUGUACACAAAAAACAAGGUAGGCCCAGGAUAUCUAGAUUGCCAACAGGGAAAACUAUACCUGUAGUUAUACUUUCACAGAGCAUGUGGUUCUUUGGAGUUUAAGUUCCUUAUUUUCUGUGUUAGGAUAGAGCAGUUUUGUGUUGGGUGUGUGUAUAGGAAACCCCAUCUUUUUGACCACUCUUUCUUCACCCAGAGUAACUUAUUCCUGUAAACCAAUCACUGGUGGGAGAACCUCAGGUUGUAAGAUUUCUGUAGCUAAUGCAUUAAGAGAGCAAUAUAUGCCAUGGUAAAAAUGGGGGGAAAUAGCAGUGCUGGAUAAAUCGUUUUUCUCUUUCACUUCACUGUCAGACCAGCAUAGCAGAAAUCUUAAUAAUGGUUCUUUUUAAGCCAUGAAUGUUCAGUAUCUUUCAGCAUUGAAGCCCCAGCUGUCAAUGCUCUUUUUUUAAAAAAAAAAAAAAAACAAACAUGUAGAUCACUUGCUAAGUAGUCAUGUAAAAUGGUGCUGCUCCUUACAGAAGUAUGUUAACUGUUUACAUUUUAUAUUUACAGAAUGAUUUGUGUGUAACUGACUGACUUUGUUUAUGAAUGAGUAAAACAAUCAUCCGGAGUUUAUUCCUUUGAAAAGUGCAGAUUUCUCAAGAACCUAAGCUAUAUUGAUUGCCUUGUGAAGAUAAAUAUUUUGUGUAGUGAAUUAAAAUGUGGAAAGGGAUUUAAAUUAGUGACACCUACAGAAAUGAACUUUUAAACGAAAAGCACAGGAGUCUUGCCAGGCACAAAGCUGAAGAGAGUGUCUAGAAAUAGCUACUGAGAUCAUCCAAGAAUGAAACUAAUGCUGCUCAAUGUCUGGUCUUUUAGAAUUUGUUGGAUAAAUAGAAGAAAUAUCCUUUUUUAAAUUUAUAAUUGGAAGAGGGAAAAUUGCCUUUACCCACUUUAUCGUCCCCAAUUACGUUUUACUGUUUUCAAUAUCUAACAGAAAUUAGACUUUUUAAAAAAAUAAAAGAAGGGGUUGCAAGAAAUAGUAAUGUCUCAAAGAAAGCUGACAGUCAGUUGUUGAAGUGCAAAGUUGUAUUUUCGCUACCUGGCUAGACCACUGGUAAGCGAUAGCGGUGUGUAGUUUUGCUGUUCUCACUUAUAUCUGAUAUUUCAGUAGUGAGCUUUAAAACACACACUUACUAAGGCAAUUAUUUUUACAGAACCCCGCCAAACUGUAUGUUACCUAAAAGCUGAUAGGCCAUACAAUGGGGAUUGGAGUAAAGCAUACUUUUUUUCUUGUUGUAUUUGGACCAACAGGGCAGUUUAUUUUGUGUCUAUCAAAUUUUCAACUGUGACAUAAAGCCAACUGUAUUUGGUCAUGUAUUACAGGAUAACAUCAUUAUAUAGGCCAAGAUUAUGUUCUGGUACACUGGUGUAUACAUCCAGAGUAACUCAGUUACAAGUAAUGAAAUUACUCCUGGUUUAUGUCAGUGUAACAGAGCACAGUUUGGCCCCAAUCAUUCUUGUUUUAGCUGAACUCUGGAAUGGUAGUCAUCUCUGGCACACACACACACACCCCUCGUCUUAGAUUCCAGUUCACUUAAUUGCUCUUAUUUAAGUGCUCUUAAAUGAGUUGUAGUAAGACAUUUUAUUGGCUCCUCCUCCUCUCCCGCCCCCCCACCCCCUCUCCCAUCUUAGAUUUCUCUAGUGCUCCCCGCAGUAGGUACCGGAAGUGAAGAGGCCAUUUAUAGAGCAAGAGACCACUUCAGUCAGGAUGGGGCAUACCAGCACCCAUAGUCCUCCUGGGUCCCACCUUUCUAAUAAGUAUCCAGAUUAUUGCGGUCUGUAUCUUAUGCAAAUUAGGUGCCCAUCACAGGCUCCUGGCAAAUUUCCAGUGAAGCCCGCUCAGCCAGGCCAAGUUAGGGCUCUGCAGGUCUAAGCCAUUGCAACAGUUUGCUAGUCUGAAUUCUCUUUUUAGUCAGCGAAAUUCAUUUUAUAUUUCAAGGACAAUUGCAUAUGGAUGCAAACAAUAAGCAGGUGGCUAGCUAGAACUGUCCUGCUUGUUCUUUAGAAUUGUCCUGUCCAUUGCUGUUCUCACAUUAUGUCUAAUAUCCAAUACACGUUAUAUUUCUGAUGUGUUAAGUAUCAUUGAACUUGGUUUAUUAUUUUGAUAAAUAGUUCCAUAAUGUUUCCAUCCCAACAGUCUGUGCUAAAAGAUACACAGCUUUUCCACCUCUGGGCUAGACUGCAGCUGGAAUCCUAGACUAGUAGUGAACGAAAGUGACCCACAUCUAAUGUCCUAUGUCAAUUGAGGUGGACACCUGCCCACUAAGAACUGAAUGAAUUCACGCUUUCUGGCUAGUUGCAACAAGUCCCAGGACUGAACAGACAACUCCUCCUAGAAGUGGGUCCUUCCAGGUCAGUAUUAAACACACUGGUGGGAGAAGUUUGUACUGUCUUUGCCUGUGCUUCUACCUGUUUUGUGUGUUGAGGACUUCACUCAGUGCAACACAAGGAGGCAGACUGUCUUUAGCUAUCUUAUCUUAUAUAAACUUCUGUGUGCUUAAAUCAGCUAAAGUCCGUUUAAAUCACACAACAAUACUGAUUGGUUUAAUAACCCUGUAUGCUAACAUGGUUAGGCCCAGUCUCCACCAAUUAGCUCAUUCAGGUAAAUGGCCCAAUCUCUGAUCCAGGGUAACUUUUCCAGCUUGGGGAUCUAAAUUAGAAGAGAUUUUGCUAUAUAUGGAAUAGCAGCUUUCAUGGUAUAAAUCCCCACAAAGCAAAAGAAUAGCUGUACAAAUUAUCUAUAAAAUGUCAAGGAAUUUGUUUAGGAUAGAGCAAGCCUUGAUUUUACAGGUUAUGGGUGACAGUGCCCUCUACUGGUAUACUGCACAAGUAAGUAGAACAAUGAAGUUAGAUGUGUAGAUUUAUGAUAGCAGCGUUGGCCCCCAGACUAACCCAUUCCAAGUUCGAAUGCAAGAUCUAAGCACCUGACAGGCCAGUCUCUAGUCUACACAUGACUGUGCUGGUCCCACAUUAAACAUACAAUGCACCCAUCUCAAACUUAGAUACACUCCUAUAAACCAUCAAAAAUACUAGUAGUACACAUAAACAGUGUUAUACGCACUGUCAGUUCAGAACAUUUGGGAGGAAGAGAACAUUCCAGUUUGUGUCUGGUUUUCAUGACUUGAGUCGCUGAAGUAGUCCAGGAUGGACUGCCAAUAGCUGAAUAUUUUUCUAACCCGCUUUAUAGCGGUUUCUGUUGUUGUGUUAGGUCUUUGUAUAUUCCCAUUAAUGUUUCAGUUGACCUACCUUUCCCUACAUAGUUAUAAGUAAGUUGGAAGACUGGAGAAUGGAGAUGAAUUAGAAGUCAUCUGCAUUUUUUCAAUAAGGCUAGAGGUUCCUAUUGGAGGAAUAUGUUGUAUGUGUAACUCUUUUCAAACUUUCCAGCUCACUUAAUUGCUCUUAAGUGCUCUUAAAUGAGUUUCAGUAAAACAUUUGAUUGGCUUCUCCCCAUCUUAUUUUUCUCUGCAUUACAGAAAUUUUCUUUGAAUAAAGUUAACUUCACACAUUUCCACUUCCACUGCUAAAAGUGAAACUAGUUUAUUAUGGAACUACCUCACACAAACUUUCUGUGCUUUCUUGAGUAAACAGAGCUAACCUUCACUAUUGGAUCUACCCUGAAUGUGAAACAUAAAGUACAUUUCCCUUUUUAAAAAGCCCAGCCUAUUGGCCAAUGUUGAGACAAUAUCCGUAAGUAUGUAUCAUGUAUACUUCCCGUACGAUGUUCAUGUGUAACAUAUAGCUCACAUACAAUAAUGUACAUCCAGAAAAUUGUGUUAGAUGUAAAUUGGUGACUCUAUUAUUGUAGUCUGUUUUUUGUAGGUAAAAAUAACUUAACUAGUAAUAUCAGUCCAUCCUUUACAUUUUACAAAAGGAAUAAUUCUUGGUAAGCUUUGCAUACAGAUGAAUUACUUUUGUAGGCCCAAUAUCUAGUCUAUUUUUGAGAGUUCUUAAACUUUUAACUUGUUACUAAAGUUGAGCAAAACUGGCUGAAUUCUCGUGAUCGCUCCUCCUGCCCCCUUCAAUGUGGAUAUGGAAAUGUAUUCUGUCCUGGGAAGUGUGGAGGGGAAGGACACACCUUUUAAAUAUGGAAAAAUGACAGUUCGUUUUCUUUCCCAUGUGCCACCCUCCCCUCCCUCAUUCUUUUCUACCCCUUCCCAAUAAGCCACUGGUGGGGAAAUACUGAGAUCAUUGUGGUUUUUAUCAUCUAUGCCAUCGGUCAUGACACGUGCACCACUGGAAUGUAUACAUUGUUAUCUAGUAUGUCAAUUGGUUAUAAUGAUAUUUUAAAUAAAAAAGGAUAAAAAGUUGUUUGAUGACCA